AUGAGCAUCUGGGAGCUGCUCCUGGCUUUCCUGGUGGUGCUGCUGAUGCUCGUGGCCCUGCUGGCCAACGUGCUGGUGCUGAUGUGCUUCCUGUACAGCGCCGACAUCCGCAAGCAGGUCCCGGGAUUGUUCAUCCUCAACCUCACCUUCUGCAACCUGUUGAUGGCCGUCUCGAGCAUGCCCCUGACCCUGGCCGGGAUCAUUUACAAAAGUCAGCCGGCAGGAGAUCAGGUCUGCCUCGCUGUGGGCUUCCUGGAGACUUUCCUCACCACCAACUCCAUGCUGAGCAUGGCAGCUUUGAGCAUUGACAGGUGGAUUGCUGUGGUCUUCCCUCUAAGCUAUCACUCCAAGAUGAGGUACCGAGACGCCGCUCUCAUCCUCAGCUACACGUGGUUGCACUCGGCGUCCUUCCCCAUAGUGGCAGCUUCUCUCUCCUGGGUGGGUUUCCAUCACCUCUACGCCUCCUGCACGCUCUACAACAAGAGACCAGAGGAUAGGACACAGUUUGUGAUUUUCACUGGGCUCUUUCAUGCCCUCAGCUUCCUCCUCUCCCUGGUAGUGCUGUGCUUCACGUAUCUCAAAGUGCUGAAGGUGGCACGGUUCCACUGCAAGCGCAUCGACGUGAUCACGAUGCAGACCCUGGUGCUGCUCGUGGACAUCCAUCCCAGCGUGCGAGAGCGGUGUCUCGAGGAGCAGAGGAGACGGAGGCAGCGGGCGACGAAGAAAAUCAGUACCUUCAUUGGUACCUUCAUCCUUUGCUUUGCACCUUAUGUAAUCACAAGACUCGUUGAAUUAUCCUCUGUGGUCCACAUCAACUCCCACUGGGGGAUCAUUUCCAAGUGCUUGGCUUACAGCAAAGCUGUUUCAGACCCUUUUGUGUACUCUUUGCUACGGCACCAGUACAAGAAGACGUGGAAGGACAUCAUAAACAAGAUCCUCAAGAGGAGCUCCAUCAACUCCUCGGCGCUGGCGGGCGAGCCGCACGCCCGGAACCUCCCGCAGCUGAACGAAUGA
Haemorhous mexicanus (house finch) is the source of this 1014-nucleotide messenger RNA. RefSeq names its product G protein-coupled receptor 26 (gene GPR26). Gene Ontology annotation, cellular component: membrane. The record is from RefSeq and is a predicted model, not a curated record. The transcript has 3 exons. Gene Ontology annotation, biological process: adenylate cyclase-activating G protein-coupled receptor signaling pathway. The coding region runs from base 1 to 1014 and encodes 337 amino acids. Gene Ontology annotation, molecular function: G protein-coupled receptor activity. Lineage: Eukaryota; Metazoa; Chordata; Aves; Passeriformes; Fringillidae.